Siniperca chuatsi (mandarin fish) is the source of this 556-nucleotide messenger RNA. RefSeq names its product NADH:ubiquinone oxidoreductase subunit B11 (gene ndufb11). The transcript has 3 exons. The record is from RefSeq and is a predicted model, not a curated record. Bases 47 to 484 code for a protein of 145 amino acids. NCBI's taxonomy places the organism in Eukaryota, Metazoa, Chordata, Actinopteri, Centrarchiformes, Sinipercidae.
UCAGCUUCCGGUUCCGGGUCAACAGUCUCCUUCACAAACAGGCGACAUGUUGACCCGACUGUCGCGGCUCGGGCCCGCUUUGCCCCGGUUCCUCGCUCGUCCGCCGGCCCGGUUCGUCUCCCAGUCCAAGCCGAGCGGGGCCGCUGGUGCGACCGCCGUGACGGAGCUGCACCCCGCCGCCGUCACGGCCGGACACGGCGAGGUCAGCCAGUACGUCAAGAAUCCAGAUUACCAUGGCUUCUCCAGUGACCCCGAGGUGGAUGUGUGGAACAUGAGGGUGGGCUUCUUCUUCGGCAUCUCGGUCGCCCUCGUCAUCGGAGGAACGUUCAUCCACUAUUUACCAGACCACGGCAUGCGGCAGUGGGCCAGACGGGAGGCGGAGCGUGUGAUCCUGCAGAGAGAGAAGGAGGGUCUUCCUCUCAUAGAGGAGAACUACUACGACCCAAACAAGCUGGCUCCGCCCACAGCUGCGGAGGAGGAGUAGGAUGUCCAGCUGCUGUCCUUCAUCAUUAUUGUGUUUCACUCUGAGAGAAUAAAUGUUCCUGUUGUGUAAUUA